UGCCUCCCAGACAAGGAUGAAGUCAAUCCAGUUUUGUUUCCUUUUCUGUUGCUGGAAAGCAAUCUUCUGCAAUAGCUGUGAGCUGACCAACAUCACCAUUGCAGUAGAGAAAGAAGAAUGCCGUUUCUGCAUAAGCAUCAACACCACUUGGUGUGCGGGCUACUGCUAUACCCGGGACUUGGUGUAUAAAGACCCAGCCAGGUCCAACACCCAGAAAACAUGUACCUUCAAAGAGCUGGUGUAUGAGACAGUGAGAGUGCCCGGCUGUGUGCACCAUGAAGAUUCCCUGUAUAUGUACCCAGUGGCCACUGAAUGUCAUUGUGGCAAGUGUGACAGUGACAGCACUGACUGCACUGUGCGAGGCCUGGGCCCCAGCUACUGCUCCUUCAGCGAGAUGAAAGAAUAAAGAAAAUUGGACAUCUUAGACUGCCUACCCUGGUCCUGAGGACCAAGAUACCCAAAAAGUCAGUGUGUGUACAUUGUACCCAGG
Molecule: messenger RNA, 490 nt
Organism: Orycteropus afer afer
Lineage: Eukaryota; Metazoa; Chordata; Mammalia; Tubulidentata; Orycteropodidae
Gene: FSHB
Product: follicle stimulating hormone subunit beta
Biological process (GO): G protein-coupled receptor signaling pathway
Cellular component (GO): cytoplasm; extracellular region
Molecular function (GO): hormone activity
Source: RefSeq, a predicted model, not a curated record